Phytophthora infestans T30-4 is the source of this 723-nucleotide messenger RNA. RefSeq lists its product as uncharacterized. The transcript has a single exon. NCBI's taxonomy places the organism in Eukaryota, Oomycota, Peronosporomycetes, Peronosporales, Peronosporaceae. The record is from RefSeq and is a predicted model, not a curated record. Bases 1 to 723 code for a protein of 240 amino acids.
AUGUGCUCAUGCAGCCGCCGUCGGAAUAUUCCAGCCGCAACACUGCGUCAAGUGCGCGGGGCUCAAAUACUGCACGAUCAUGAACGGCCAGUUCAUGUUCGACCCCAUCGCUGGCUACUCCAGGUACAGCGCGAACCACAUCAAACGGUACUGAGUCCACUGACGAUACUGUGUACCUACAGAGACACCUCCUUGCAGCUUGAGAAGCAAGGAGUAUGUGAGGACUUAGACGUUAAGACCCUGGCACUCAGCCCGUUCGGUACGCAGCAGCAGUUUAAGGACACGCCGGCGUGCCACAAGCUCGUGUGGAACUUCCACUGUCUGUCGUGGGUAACCACUACGUUCCAUCGCAACGUAAAUGGCACAUCUGUGAGCUGUGCAGCUACCGGAGGGUCAGCUAUGGUACCGCUACCACCGUGCCGAUCGUUGUGUGUGGAGGUGGCGGACAGGUGUGUCUACUCGCACUUCUAUCGGAUGUAUCUGGACGAAGUGUGUGGGAACAUUGCAUGCUUGACGGAGACCCAGGAAGCCAAGGACACCGGAUCCACGGACACCAACGUAGCGGAGGCCACGUGUGUGUCUGGAAGCUGGGUCUAUGCAGAGAACAAGACCUUUUCACGCUGCUCCACCCGCGCGUAUGACCCACCUGUAGCAGUUGCUACACGUCAUGUCAUUUGCAAGACGGUGUCUGUAAUAAGUGUGGUUGUCUUGUGGCUUGUGUGA